AUGCCUCCCCGACCGCGCCAACGCGGCGGCGAAGUCAGCGUCGCCACCGUCUAUCCAGACGUCAAUGUCCACAGACCGGCAGAGUAUUGGGACUAUGAUAAUCUACAUGUCCGAUGGGGUAGAAAUCAAGACAACUACGAAGUCGUCCGCAAAGUAGGCCGAGGAAAGUACUCGGACGUAUUUGAAGGAGUCUGCGUUAGCAACAAUGAAAAAUGCAUCAUCAAGAUUCUCAAGCCGGUCAAGAAGAAAAAGAUCAAGCGUGAGAUCAAGAUUUUGCAAGGCCUCUGCGGCGGUACCAACAUCAUCAAGCUCCUCGAUAUCUGUCGCGAUCCCCACUCCAAAGUCCCAUCUCUCAUUUUCGAGCACGUGAACAAUAGCGAUUUCAAAACCUUGUUCCCGACCUUCACGUCCCAGGAUGUGCGAUACUACAUCUACGAGGUCCUGAGAGCACUGGACUUUGCUCAUUCCAACGGGGUCAUGCAUCGCGACGUUAAACCACAUAAUAUCGUCGUCGAUCCCGCGACUAAAAAGCUCCGCCUUAUCGACUGGGGUCUUGCCGAGUUUUAUCACCCGAACAAGGAGUACAAUGUCAGGGUCGCGUCCAGAUAUUUUAAAGGACCAGAGCUUUUAGUUGACUUGCAGGAUUACGACUACUCGCUUGACAUUUGGUCCCUGGGAUGCAUGUUUGCGGGCAUGAUUUUUAGGAAGGAACCCUUCUUCCAUGGCCAUGAUAAUCCGGAUCAACUCGUUAAGAUCGGAAAAGUUCUCGGGACGGCCGACUUGCACGACUAUAUCAUCAAGUAUGGACUGAGUUUGAGUGCAAACUUUCAUGCUGUGAUUGGUUCACAUGCCCGAAAACCGUGGGAACGGUUUAUAACAGACGAGAACAGGCAUCUAGUCACCCCGGAUGCCGUCGACUUGCUGGACCAAAUGUUAGUCUACGACCAUCAAAAGAGGAUCACUGCGAAGAAGGCCAUGGAACACAUGUUUUUCGCAUCUGUGCGGGGAUCGGCCCAAUCAGCGAGAGCAGACGGAGUUGCUGAAGCAGCGGGAAAUGGGGUUGCGGAACAACCCACUAAUGAUGCCAUGAGCAUCGUGUUAUAAGUGGGCUCGUUCACUUCCGGAGUGCCCUACAUGUAGAUUGCGCCCGAGUAAUCUUGUGGUGUCAUCAACCAUGAAAGGGUUGUGUUUUUCUGCAUGGUUUGUAGCGUGUGAGACGGUCUGAAUGUAAGUAUUACAGUACUACUGCAGUUGAUCAAGAAUUCUUUUCAUCGGUUUGGUUAAAGUUAUUCCGAGGCUUCGAAGAGGCUCUAACAGAUAUCGUCCCACACUUUAUCACUCAGUGGUCAAAGCCUGGCUGAAUCGCGCACGUGGAACAGGGAUUGCAGUGGCAAUAGCCCUGUUGUCGUCCGUUCACUCGUGUGUGUGAUAGGUUUUGGGCUCAUCCCUUUGAUUAUGGCUCUAGUAACAUUAAAUCAUGGUGCGAAACGAAGAUUGACUGCAA
Messenger RNA from Chondrus crispus (carragheen), 1504 nucleotides. RefSeq names its product Casein kinase II subunit alpha-2 CKA2. Bases 1 to 1104 code for a protein of 367 amino acids. Gene Ontology annotation, cellular component: cytosol; nucleus; protein kinase CK2 complex. Lineage: Eukaryota; Rhodophyta; Florideophyceae; Gigartinales; Gigartinaceae. Gene Ontology annotation, molecular function: ATP binding; protein serine/threonine kinase activity. The record is from RefSeq and is a predicted model, not a curated record. Gene Ontology annotation, biological process: protein phosphorylation. The transcript has 4 exons.